AAAGAACGCGCAGAUAUGUGAUUUGAAUAGGCGGCUUGGAUUAUGGCAGAACAAAGAAAAAUGAACGCUUUUUCUCGUAUUCACGCCACAUUUCGUAUUGGGGCAUUGGUGAUUUUGUUCUACUUCACUCAGUUAGGGUGCUACUCAGCUCUUGGAAUGGAGUCUGUUCAAGGCAAGGUGAAAAUCAAAGACGAACAGAUCACUGCUUCUUCUUACAGAACAUCCAAUUCAAUGCCGGCAAAAGCUAGGCUCCAUGGUGUUGGUGGUUGGUGUCCAAAAGAUACAGAUGACAGUCCGUAUAUUCAAAUAGAUCUUCUUACGCCCCACACCAUCACAAAAGUGGAUACUCAGGGCGGCUAUGGUAACUACGUUGAAAAAUUCAAGUUAACAUUCAGCUAUGACAACACAAAGUGGUUCAAUUACACAGUCCAUGGCAAGGUUACGGAAUUUGAGGGUAAUAGAAACGCGUAUAUUCCCAAGGAAAAUAAUUUGACACAGCCGCUGACUGCUCGUCUGAUUCGGUUACACCCGAUAUUGGGUAAAAGAAAAGACACGGAGCCUUGUCUCAAGCUGGAGCUGUAUGGAUGUGAACCUAGAGAAGGUUGGUGUAACUGGGGCGGGUGGUGCACCGAUCAAGAGGAUAAGAACCAGUAUUUACAGGUCGAUCUGGGUCGGGUGCGGUCUGUGUCUGGCGUAGCAACUCAGGGCUACGUGGGGGAAAUGUUUGUAUCGAAGUAUCACUUGAAUUACAGUACGGAUGGGCUUACGUGGCGUUCCUUCAGAGAGAGGGGAGAAACUAGAAGCAAGGUUUUCCAAGGCAACUUUGACAGCGGCACUGUGAUAAAGAGGCGCCUUUCUCACAGAAUAUUUGCUCGUUACAUCCGCUUCAAUCCUUUAGCUUGGAACGCAGGGGGCUUUAUCUGUUUGCGGGUGGAGAUUUACGAGUGUCUUCCAACUAAAGGGAGCGUACCGGUAGUUGAUCCGCCAAGUGAGACUGUGGAACUGAAUCGCACCAGUUCUGUCAAUCUGACGUGCCUGGUUUCCGGUCAGCCUGGUGCUGACAUGGAAUGGUAUCGAAACGGACUUGUGAUCCCCUCCCCACCCCCUGCUGCAGUCUUAAGGAAUGGAAGUGUGAAGAGCGUGUUGAUGUUAUCACGUGUUAAGUACAAAGACCGAGGUUCAGUAUUGUCUUGCACGGCCUGGUACCCAGGAUUACCAAUCAAUGCAACGCGGAACAUUCAUCUUCUUGUCCAUGCUCCUCGUCCAGAAGUGGUUAUCAUGGACGUCCAGUCUAGGACUCUCCGUUUCCGAGUUAAAGAUCCCACACCGACAGACACUGCUAAGUACAUUGUUCGCUACAGAAAGCGCUCAGUUUACUGGGACUGGGUACAAGUGGAGCUAAACAAGACCACAAGAGGUGACGAUACUAUGGUCACCUUAGACGGACUGCAUCCUUAUACCGCGUACAUAGUAGAAGUGGCGUCUUACUACAACGACGAUGACGAAGGACCAUUCAGUAUGCCACAGUCUUUUGAGACAAAGGAAGCAGCUCCUAGCGGUCCACCUCGUGAUGUUGUCAUCAUACCACGUGGCAAAAACGACAUAAGAGUGUCAUGGUUCAUCCCCAGUGCUGAGAACAGUAAUGGAAAAAUCACCAAAUAUGAAGUUAUCUUAUACAAACCCAACGGGGAGGUGUACACUUUCAUAAGCAAAGAGAAGCUUUCAAAGGACAUAAGGGGCCUGGUAAUUAAUCAGAAGUACUACAUUGGCGUGCGUGCCUUUACAAGAGUUGGGCCUGGACCUUAUAGCAAAAAUAUUACCUACUCAAUAGAGAAAAGCAGCGAAGGUUCCCAAAUAACACGCGCAUUGGAGAAACUGAACAAAGUUCCAGUCACUGACGCCAACGCAGUUAAAGUUAUGAAGGAAGUCAAAAAUAUUACAACCAAGUCUUCCGACUUGCAAGAAAAGGACAUUUCAAUCACAGCAAACAUUCUCCAAAAUGUUGUUAAGACGAACAUGACGUCAUCUGAAGUCGGUGAUCACGUGUUGGAUACCAUAAGUCACGUGAUGGAUGUGGAAACAGACGUGUUGCAGAAAACCCGAUAUAAGUUCAACACAUCUGCUAAAUUUGUAAAGCUUCUUGACGAGUACAUCGACAAAGGUGGCCAAUUUAGCAGAAGUACACGCAAUCUUGCUGUUCACGAGCAACUCAUUAAAGGAGCCAGUAAUGGGGUCAGCUUGUCAGUCCAAACUACCCAGAACAGUAUUGCGUUUAACGCAAGCGCAAACUCUUCUCGCGGAGAGAACGCGGAAAUCGAAGCUAGUGUGACUGUACCCAAUUCCGCUCUGAAGACAAAAGAAAAUGCGACUCUGAUUGUGGUGUACUAUCGCACAAGCAAAUUAUUUGCUCCCAGAUAUUCCCCUGGAUAUCGCAAGACGGAGGAGUGUGAGGAUGGUUUCACUGCCGAGAAGGUGUCCAAAUUCCAGCGGGAAACUGCAGCGCGGUCACGUUAUACGAUGGAAAACGUCAGUGGAGAUGUUAUCACAGAGAGCAGCCCGGUGUUGGCUGCGAGUUUGAGGAAAAAGCACGUGUUCAACCUGACCAAGCCCGUCGUUAUUAAGUUUAAACUGCCUCACGAACAGAUUAUCGAGAAUAGCACCAGAUGUGUCUGGUGGGAUUUUGAGAGCGGUGAAUGGUCUACUGCCGGCUGUUCACUUCGAGGGAUAGUUGAUGAUACUGUCAUUUGCGAUUGUAAUCACAUGACUAACUUUGCAGUCCUAGUGGAUGUAGAAGCUCAUACUUCGAAGCCUUGCGGCAAACAUUCUAUGGUGCUGUCGCUGAUCAGUUACAUCGGCUGUGGAUUGUCUAUUUUGGGAUUAUCGCUGACCAUAUUUACUUUUGCAUUUUUCAGGAAGCUUCGAAAGGAUCAAAUCGCUGCUAAAAUUCUGCUUCAUCUGUGUGUCUCGCUUCUGUGUGUGCUAAUCGUGUUUGUCGCGGGGGUGGAGAGGGGCGGGAUGGCAGAGGACGCCUGCCGGAUCGUAGCAGCCCUUAUUCAUUACUUCUUGUUGGUGGCGUUUCUGUGGAUGUUGAUCGAGGCGUAUUUCAUGUACCAAGCAUUUGUUAAAGUAUUCAGAGACUUUGGGGAUAACGUGAUAUGGAAAUGUACGGCGUUGGCUUGGGGUGUGCCUUUCCUCGUGGUUAUCGUUACUCUAGGCGUGGAUAAAAGUAGCUAUGGUGGGGAAAACUACUGUCGUAUCGGGGACGUGGCAUUCUUUGCUGCUUUUAUGACCCCUGUAGCGUUUGUCAUUUUCAUCAAUACCAUAACUUUCUUACUGAUCAUGUAUAAACUGGCCACGAGACCCCCGAACGCUGCCGACCCAGACCGAACUAGCGAAGGACUCUUGAAAAUCAAAAGAGCAUUUGGAAUUCUUAUCUUAGUUGGUAUCACGUGGAUGUUUGGGUUCUUUGCUGUUAGGGAAGCCCGUCUUGUGUUCCAGUAUCUCUUUGCGAUCUUCAACAGUCUCCAAGGCUUUGCUAUCUUCAUGUUUUAUUGCGUGAUUCAGAAGAAAGUGCGCGAGUGUUGGUGGGCGCUUCUCACGUGUAAUCUGGGAAGUUUAAAGAAGUCGAAGUCAAUCUACACGGACUCUUACGAUCGUCGGAGGCUGUCAUCUGCUAGCAGGGUUCAGCUUGAUGCCAUGAGGGCCAGGAGUAACACAGCAUUGUCCCAAAUCCUUCAAAUGCCAUUACGCAAAGUAAGCAGUUUCCCAGAAAUAAUCGUGCCGAGAGGUUCUGCGAAUAACGUAAAUUACCAUAGCAACAUGGUUUACGAAGACGAGCGAACACAGCUUCCAACUGUAGCCAUUCAAACAUGCGAUUAUCAACUGAGCGGAAGUGAAGGAAUAGAAGUUGACGAGUCUAUGGACAGUCUUUCAUCUCGUUCUGCCUCCAGAUCACCUAGUCUCCGAUCACGCUCGAUUAUUGUCAGGCAAUGUGGUGAACCUGUCACGCAUUCUCGUGAUCCCAGCAUUCGUAGUGGCCAGGUUACUGCGAAUUCUGAGCAUUCGACACCGAAAUUUUUCCGGCUACCAGUAAAACGUAUCAAUAACCAGCGAUCAGUGGGAGCUCUGAAUUGGUCACGGGAAUGUAUGCGUCCUAAAGAAACUCUAAAAAGGACUGCUUCACACACUCCUGAGGUUCAGAGACCAGCGAACCCAAGCUCGUCUCUUAGAAGAACUAGGUCUGCCUGUUCAUUCGAUGACACUCGAUUCAGCGCAGAUUUUAGUAUAUGCAGCGAUCAGACUUCAUGCGAAUCACUGAGUUCAGAAGCUCAAACACCCACAGUCAAAAAGUACCUCGGAACACCGUUUGAAAAUGUUGGUGCACAAAUUAUUGGGCCGCUAAGAGGCUCAAUAAGAGGAAUUGUGGGAUAUGUUGAAACCACUGUAGAGAAUUUCGACCUUCUGAUUGACUUGGAGAAGCAAAGGUCAUUUUCAUCCCCUGAACGAUCAAUUCACCACGUGUAAUACCAGUAAUGGAGCUCUACUCUUCUCAAUAGACAGCGUCGGGCCGUGCCAUUAUUGUUACCUUAGGAAACGAGUUUACGAUGUUGAGUUUAUCGUGUUUAAAGGAAACAUAGCUUUUUGUGGAAUCAUGGUAAAAUCUUGGGCACAUGACAUUCCAUAGCACUGCGUGACUAUUCAUUUGGUGGCUUGGAAUCACAAGUAGCUGGUCACGCAACGGUGUUAUGAAAACAAAGAUGGCGCUUACUAGUUUGAUCCUGUUUUAAGGAACGCAUAAAUAGCCACAUGAGAAUCUUCUUUGUCAACUGGCUUACAAUUAAUUGACAAUUGCCAGGGAGUUGCUUUCGCAUUAUUGUCAUGAAACAUUGCAAGAUGAACAUAUGUUGAUAAUUUCAAGUUUGGAAAUAGUAUAGAGAGCGUUUUGCUACCAGAUAGGUACCUCUUCUGUCACGCACCUUUUUUCAAAUCGCGUUGAAAUUUUAGCUGACGGCUGCUAGCGAUAAUGGUAUAUCACUAUCACACAGCCUGAAUCGGCCAGGGUUAUUUUUUUGCGUUUUCUUCUUGAUCCAGUGCUCUCUCCGGAAAAAAAAAAAAAAAAAAGGCUUCUAAGCCUCGGCUUGUAAAUAUAAAAUUAAUGUAAGCUGUACCUGACUCUCCGGCGUUGAUUUAAGCUGGGAAGAUAGUUGUAUUCUCAAUUGAAAUAAUUGUUAGGGAAUAAAGGAAUUACUUGUCA
Messenger RNA from Pocillopora damicornis (cauliflower coral), 5254 nucleotides. RefSeq lists its product as uncharacterized. Gene Ontology annotation, molecular function: protein binding; G protein-coupled receptor activity. NCBI's taxonomy places the organism in Eukaryota, Metazoa, Cnidaria, Anthozoa, Scleractinia, Pocilloporidae. The record is from RefSeq and is a predicted model, not a curated record. Gene Ontology annotation, biological process: G protein-coupled receptor signaling pathway; cell surface receptor signaling pathway. Gene Ontology annotation, cellular component: membrane.